GCUCACACAGUGCACAACUGCCUUCAUGUCAGACAACACUCGAGGAGGGAAACUGCCGCUUUUACGCUCACAGCCGCAGGAACUUUCUACAUGACGACAGCGACUACCCCGGAGCAUUACUAACGCCAGAUAUACUCGCUUUUACCGCGGGAUUACUGCCAGCAGAGCGGGAUUUCAUAUCCUGGCAGUCGGGGUUAUGGAUUUUAACCUUCUGGCGGACAGCGAGGCCCGAAGCCCAGCACUGUCUCUCUCGGACUCCGGCACCCCACAGCAUGACCCGGGCUGCAAGGGUCAAGACAACAGCGACACGGAGAAGUCGCACCAGAAUCAGACGGACGAGUCCAACGCGGAGGACGGGUCACUGAAGAAGAAGCAGCGGCGCCAGCGGACCCACUUCACCAGCCAGCAGCUGCAGGAGCUGGAGGCCACGUUCCAACGUAACCGCUACCCGGACAUGAGCACGCGUGAGGAGAUCGCCGUGUGGACCAACCUCACCGAGGCCAGAGUGCGGGUGUGGUUCAAGAACCGGCGGGCCAAGUGGCGCAAACGCGAGCGUAACCAGCAGGCGGAGCUGUGCAAGAACGGCUUCGGGGCGCAGUUCAACGGGCUCAUGCAGCCGUACGAGGACGUCUACUCUGGCUACUCCUACAACAACUGGGCGGCCAAGGGCCUGGCGAGCAGCCCGCUGUCGGCCAAGAGCUUCCCCUUUUUCAACUCGAUGAACGUGAGCCCCCUGUCCACCCAGCCCAUGUUCUCGCCUCCGCCCUCCUCGCUGCCCUCCAUGAACAUGGGCUCGGGCAUGGUGCCCUCGGGAGUGACCGGCGUGCCCACCUCCAGCCUCAACAACCUGGGCAACCUCAACAACCUCAACGGGGGCGGGCUGAACUCGGCGGCGGUGGCGGUUUCCGCAGCGACGGGGUGCCCGUACGCAGCGGCCGCGGCAGCGUCGGCAGCCGGACCCUACAUGUACAGAGACACCUGCAACUCCAGCCUGGCCAGCCUGCGGCUCAAGGCCAAGCAGCACGCCAACUUCGCCUACCCGGCCAUGCAGAACCCCGUGUCCAACCUGAGCCCAUGCCAAUACGCCGUGGACCGCCCAGUAUGAGGUCCCGCUAGUCACAACCCACACACACACACACUUAACUCACACACAUGCACACACACACACACACAUAUCCCUCCUAAUCAAUUCAACCCCACAGUGUAGAAACCAAUGAAGUCCAUCUGAGUGACCCGACAGGAACAGGAACAUGGACCGGACUGAUGUGAUCUGAUCUGAUCCGCAGAGCCUUCUUUGAUUGGAUGAUGGCGCCGCAGAGCCUUCUCUGAUUGGAUGAUGGCACCACAGAGCCUUCUCUGAUUGGAUGAUGGUACCGGGUGGGAGCACAUGGCCACAUAAGAACAGGACAAUUCAGCCGACGCCUCUCCCUACAGGACCACACUGAAAAACAUUACGGCCAAACGGUCCAGUCAGACAGGCCGCGGGAGAGUUGGUGCCGGAUCGGUCCAGUUCGGUCCUCCCUCGCUGGUGUGGCCUACUGUAUACGACUCCAGCCAAUGGGAGUGAGAGGAGGGGGUGGAGCCUAAACGCAUGCACUGCACCGAUGGCAAACUCUUCAGCAGUCCAACUGAAAACGAUUAGAAACAGACGGCCACUGAAGACCAGGCUACGCGGCAGAGCGACCACACGGGCCGCAGUGGCCAGAGGGGAUGUACAUAAUGAACUAUAUGUUUUGUAUGUGACGACAACAAUAACGACAACAAACAAACAAACAAACACAACACAACGACGAAUAAAAGAGACCUUUCAAUACGUAGUACUUUGAAGAUGAGAUGCGCAUGUUCAAGAGCUGAGUCUGGAGCAGAGCACUCGGUCGACCUCCUCCAGGAAACUGAAUCUUUGUUAUGAAUUCCAUUCCCCUAGGCCAAAGGUCAAGGGUUAGGGGUCGCUGUCAGAAGGAAGACGAAACUUAGCUGCAAGUAGUGUCAGAGACAAGACAAAUAACCAGCGAGAACGAGACCUCAUCGGAGAUGACAUGUGUCUCAGCCAGAGCCGACUAGGGCAUUUUUUGAGAGGAGAGCUGAAGUUUAAGAAAAAGCCAUUGAAUAUAUAGAUUUGUGUGCUGUUUGAAAAAAGGGAGUCUAUGAUUGUAAAAUAAUGUAUGUAAGAGUGCAGUUGUUAUAAAAAAAAAACAAGCUUUUUUUUCUGGUGUA
Messenger RNA from Alosa sapidissima (American shad), 2214 nucleotides. RefSeq names its product paired-like homeodomain 3 (gene pitx3). Gene Ontology annotation, cellular component: nucleus. Bases 197 to 1105 code for a protein of 302 amino acids. The transcript has 4 exons. Gene Ontology annotation, biological process: anatomical structure morphogenesis; regulation of transcription by RNA polymerase II. Gene Ontology annotation, molecular function: RNA polymerase II cis-regulatory region sequence-specific DNA binding; DNA-binding transcription factor activity, RNA polymerase II-specific. The record is from RefSeq and is a predicted model, not a curated record. Lineage: Eukaryota; Metazoa; Chordata; Actinopteri; Clupeiformes; Clupeidae.